This is a messenger RNA of Setaria italica (foxtail millet), 1941 nucleotides long. RefSeq lists its product as uncharacterized. The transcript is spliced from 9 exons. Bases 634 to 1512 code for a protein of 292 amino acids. Lineage: Eukaryota; Viridiplantae; Streptophyta; Magnoliopsida; Poales; Poaceae. The record is from RefSeq and is a predicted model, not a curated record.
UUGCCGGUGCCGGCCCCUUCCCCGUACUAGCAGAGCACCAGGCAGCUGCUCUGGUGAAUUCCAUCCCAACAGAGAGACCGCUUCCUUCCCUCGAUCUCAGAUUCUUUUUGCGUGCGCAAGUUGUUAAAUUGGCACACGACCUCUGCUUUUGGAGAGGCCAGAGUGAGAGGCAUAUACGGUUUACUGGUGCGGCGGGGCCGCCGCUUUUUCGGCUGUGGCCUCUCCCCGUCCCUCCCAUUGGAGCGCGCAAAGCUGGGCGGCACCAUUUAAAGAAGCAAACUGCAUUCCACCACCACCACCACCAUCGCCACCAAGCACACCGCCGCACCACACGAUCCAACGCGCACCUGGUGAGGGAGGCAGGCGAGGAUCAAACCGGCUGGAGCUUGGCUUCUCCGGUGGGGGUCCCUGCCUGCUGCCGGGCGAGAGCAGAUAGUAGAUCGGAUUUGGCCUGGGUUCUUGGUGCACUAGCCAAAACUCGUUCAGAUUGUGUGAAAAUGCAGUGCAACCUGUAGCUAGUUAAACUGACCUCUCAUCUGAUACUGCCAUUUCAUAAGUUGUUUGGAGCUCAGAGAGCUUUCUUAUAGGCUGGAAAUUCCUAAAUCUGUUCUGGAAAAUUUGCUCUGCUUGCAAAUGGCAGACGAUCCUAAUAUGAAUUUUGGGGCGUUUUCCCAAUCACUCUGCAACCAGCAUGUAGUUUCAUUUCAGCCAAGCCCAACCACUAGUGGGUCAGGAAGCAUGCCAGCGUACCUGGAUUGUUCCACUGGAAUGGAUGCCAGCGUGGGGAUGUUGAGCAGCACACCUUCAGUGGUUGUUUCUACUGGUUCAUCUAAUUUGCCAGCUGAUCCCGGACCCAACCUCAAAUACGGAGCGCCGCUGGCUGCGGAUUGGACACAUCUUGAGCUUCAAAUUCUGAGAGAUGGCCUGGAGAAAUAUGUUCAUGAACAAGGCAUCAUGAAGUAUAUAAAGAUAGCAGCAUCAUUACCAAACAAGACAGUAAGAGACGUUGCAAUGAGGUGCCAAUGGGUAGGGAAGAAAGUAAAUACAAGGCGAAGGAAGCCCCAAGAACACCAUACAGGCAGAAAUAUAAAAGAAAGAAAGGAUAAAUUUGUAGAGCCUGCACUAUGGGGAGCAAAUCGUCCUCUUCAAACUGGCAUGAGAGCCAAUUCAUUUGUGCCGCAUAAUGUUCAAAACAAUCUGUUUGUAUCUGGAGCCUCUGAGAUAGACCGUCCAGUGCAGCAUCUACUGGAGGAAAAUAAUUGGCUUCUUAAUCAAAUAGAAACAAAUAUUCUGACAUUUCAGGCUCAGAACAACAUUGAUCUCUUCCAUCGGGCAAAGAGGAACAUUAAUGAUCUUCAACAUAUCACUACCCAACUGCCUGGAAUGAGUACCAAGAUGCCUCCGCUUCGCGUCUCAGUGAAUGAAAGUCUUGCUAGCUUCGUGCUUCCUGGCAUUUCAAUGGACCAAGUUCUUGGAAGCAACCAUUUGAAGGAGGAGCCAAGAGGAUGGUAGGUCACUGCCAGCAAGUUUCAGUUUAGGCAGACUUUUAUCAGUAGAUCGAUGGACCAUAUGGAGAAGUACUGCUUCAUUUUGCUCACCAAAUGGCGAUCGAUAGGGCCGCCAUUCAGCCAGGAUCCCUGCUUUCUCUAUCUGGAAGCAAAAGGAGAGGUCACUGAAACCAUUCUGCUGCCCCGGCCUCCAAACUGCCCUCUGCAACAUGCCUUAAACAUUGGUGGCUGGACAGACGUGGGUUUCAGGAACUGCAGUUUUUCUGGCAUUGCUGCACCUGUAAAUAACUUCGAUUCUUUUGUGUUCCUCCUUAAGAUGGUAGGGUAAAUAGAUGUAGCAGAGGAAGUUCACAAGAACUAGCUAAACAGUUCCUUCAGAAGAACUAGCUACAUAGCAAUUAGCAAGAAUGAAAGCCCUUUUUGCUGGUCGCCA